AUGCAUGAGAGCCUGUGGACUUUUCACGCAGAGCUCAUCGGCUCUGAGCGCAGCGUAAUUAAGCCCACGUUGUCAGACGACGUAGCAGUGAACCCGUUGCUGCAAGGCCCGAUGCUCGAUGACAGCACUGAUACAGAACUUGACAUCAUGGUUGAAUCCACAAAUUGCGACUUCUACAUCCUCGCCAAGUCCUUCAUCCCUUUUCUGAACCGGUCAAUAAGGC
Messenger RNA from Diaporthe amygdali, 223 nucleotides. RefSeq lists its product as uncharacterized. The annotation marks the transcript as partial. The record is from RefSeq and is a predicted model, not a curated record. The transcript is spliced from 2 exons. NCBI's taxonomy places the organism in Eukaryota, Fungi, Ascomycota, Sordariomycetes, Diaporthales, Diaporthaceae.